Molecule: messenger RNA, 2286 nt
Organism: Oncorhynchus keta (chum salmon)
Lineage: Eukaryota; Metazoa; Chordata; Actinopteri; Salmoniformes; Salmonidae
Exons: 3
Coding region: 952-2286 (444 amino acids)
Source: RefSeq, a predicted model, not a curated record
GUGAAAUUGAAAUGUGUUUGGUUGACAACAUCAAUUUAGGCAUCAGGCAUGUCACUUCCCCCAUUGGCUGACGGUGCUAAUACCGAAUGGGACCAACAUAUUGUGGGUUUAGCGUUGACUCAAAACGAAUGCACGACAAGAAAACACACACAACUACUACUAUUAUAGUAUAGAAGUCAAAAUACCUGUAGCUAUGUUCCUACUUGGACAUAAUCAAAAACAUUGACACCACAGUGAUUCUCAUUCUAAGAGGAUGCUCUAAUAAAUAGAUAAUUGCGAUUAUCAGAUUUAUUUGAGUACUGGGAAUUUAUUUGUUGUGCAUAUAUGCUGAUAAAUUGAAUAUGAAACUAAAAUCGUGAAUUUCUUUCAAAGGUGUCUGUGGCGUCAGCUGUGAACGUUCCACACAGGUGUUCAAUGAGAGAUCGAGUUCUACUAAACUCACCAGGCCUACUCUCAUUUUAAUUCAUUCAAAACCACUACUGUAAUGAAAAUAAAAGACAAUAAACUGAAUAAUUACUGUCAAAGUAUUGUUUUUAUUCAAUUGUUGAAUUAGGCCUAUUGUAUUUAAUUUGACAUUUCAUGCCUAUUCAAGUGGUUUUAACAAACUUUUAUGAUGUGGAUGGCUGCUAUGUCAUAAUGUACAUGAUGUCAUAAUGAAGCAUUCUCUUGUUAAAAUAGACAUUUCAUAGACAGGUCAUUGAUGCUCUUCCAUAUCUGAGGUAGGACCUAUAAUUUAAUGAAAUCAUCUCAAAUACACUACUUUUAUCUUAUGACAACUUUAUUUGAUCAAUAACUGUAAGAAAAACUGUUAUGUUUUGUGAUUUGUGACAAAAAAAGUAUUUUUUUAAACUAGGUAUUGUGGUCUUGUGUUUCUGUUUUCAAGAAUAUAUUGUUCAAACUGUAAAGUCAAAUCCUACGUGUGCAAAUUUUCUGGAAGUCCAAAUUGAAGCCAUGAAAGACAGAGGGAAGUCCAGGACUAGGACACAAGAGACCAGUCAGAACAGUUCUGAGAACAGCCUGACAGACAUCCUCAGUGUCCGGUGUGCCAGUGAUAUUGUCCUACAGCCAAUGCCGCCAGGGAGAAAGAAUAGCCGAUCCCACUUCCACAACAUGGAUGUGACGAAAGAGAGGGCUGACAUGGGAAGGCUUCCAAUGGCCACUCCACCCAUCAAGCUCCCAAUGCUCACUGUGACCUCUCUCAUUGUCCAAAUGAACAAAAACACCCUCAAGGUGCCUCGCACGCCUCGUCUGCAGCUGGAGGGACAGAUGGGUAGCAAGCGUCUGGGUCCGGUUAAAACCAAAACCGGAGGGAGCACAUUUACCUCCAGCCACGAGAAGGAGCCAGAUGUUAAAUCCAGCAGACCACAGACAUCAGGAAGCAUCCCUCGGAGGCCCAAUUUAUGCUCCACUGCAGCCAAGGCAGUAGCUUCUUUAUCUGGGACUCCAUGCAGCCAGUCUGAGGUCAGGAUCCAGGCCAAUCCUCUCCAGAGGUCUAACAUCCAGGACCAAAGGCCCCACUCUCCUCCUGCUCAGGCCAGACGGUCUCUGUCCGACGGCAGCCUCUUGCAGCCGCCAUGUUCUCCUGUGGAUGUCCUCCAGCCGGAGGUCCAGGCCAGCAGAAGCCUGGCUCGACCCAAGACCGGGAUAGCUAGGAUAACAAGACAUACUGAUGGCAGCACUCUGAGGUUCCCUAACCAGACCUUAGAUCUUAUAAACUCCAUGGAUGGGAGGGAGAGCACCAAUUUCUUCCAUGUGCUGCCAACCAUUGCAGUGUCAGCCUCCCCUGCCCAGAUGGCCAUCCCAUUGCCUACCACAAUGGUCAGCAAUGUGCCUGACCUUCUGGUGCCUACUCCAUCUGCUUCUCCGGUUCCUUCCAGCCAAGUGCCUGCCCCACCUGCCUCCCCAGUGCCAGCCCGCCUGCCAACUCCAGAUCACGGCGUGUGUCGAAGAGGAUCCAGCUCUUACAGAUCCGGUCUGCUAUGCUGGACCAGCAGCUACCGGAACAACUGGGUGACAAACAAAUCAUAUUACCCUCUGAGCCCCUGUCCUUCAGUAGCACUGAGAGAACAGCCUCCUAUCAAGCGGUGGCACAUGCCCGCCUCCCGUGCCAAGGCCGAGCGGGAGAAUAGCCAACGAGGGCGCAGGAAGAGAGUGAAGCCCAUUCACUGGGACGUUAACUUUAAGUCUGGGCCUUUCUUCCCAGUGUGUGUCUCUCCAUCACUGCCCUCGAUCUUGGAGGUGGAUGAAGAGUCUCUUUCUGAAGAGAUGGAGCAAAGACAGUUGUAA